Molecule: messenger RNA, 2380 nt
Organism: Suillus fuscotomentosus
Lineage: Eukaryota; Fungi; Basidiomycota; Agaricomycetes; Boletales; Suillaceae
Product: kinase-like domain-containing protein
Exons: 16
Coding region: 20-2230 (736 amino acids)
Biological process (GO): protein phosphorylation
Molecular function (GO): ATP binding; protein kinase activity
Source: RefSeq, a predicted model, not a curated record
CGGUGAUUUCGGUCUCUCGAUGAUCCUUGCAGAAUCAGGCAACGCUACAUUUAACUCGUGUCCUAUGGGCAAUGUCCGAUGGAUGCCGCCGGAGGCAUUUCAAGAUGGAGAUGAAGAUGACGAUGAGGCUAAAGAUGAGAAACCAACCAAGGCCUGGGAUGUUUACUCGUAUGGUUGUAUUAUGAUGCAGGUGUUUUUUGGCAAUCAACCUUACGCCUGGAUCACGAAUGUUAUCUCCGUUAUGGGAGCACUGCAAAAGGGGCGCAAUCCGUUCCGAGGCUACCAAUCAGCUGGUAUCGGCGAAGAAAUACAGCAGAUUGCGCAACUAUGCUUGUCGAGGAACAGAGAAGACCGUCCGUUGAUUGGCCAAAUUACGGAGUUCUUGUGGUCACAGACAAACAUUGCGAAGACUGUAGAGACGAUGCUAUUGCAACUUCCAGUCACAGUGACACGAAUCUCGCAAGCAGUUCUCACGAAAUGCGACUAUCCCAAUGGUUUGGACGUACUUGGUGCGGCUUUGAGAUACAAGUGGGUGCAUGAGUCGAGGGAGACUGAGGUCGCAGUCAAGAUUUUGAGGGAUAAUGCUAACGGCUACAAUGACAUGAACAGAAUAUCUAAUAGGAUUUGUCGUGAGGUGUAUGUCAGGAAAAGGUUGAGGCACAAGGCCAUCCUUGCCCUCUAUGGAAUAACUGCGGGUUUUGGAAUUAUCCCGGGCCCAUCCUUCGUAUACCCAUGGAUGGCAGGCGGUUCGUUACGUGACUACCUGAAACAAGAGCACUCCGUUUUACCUGCGAGUCAGAAGCUGGAUAUUCUACUAGAGGUGGCGCGUGGUAUCGAAUAUUUACACAAGCAGGACGUUGCACAUGGCAAUUUAACGGGUGAUAACAUUUUCCUUGACGGUUCAGGCCGUGUGCGCAUCGCAGACUUCAGUCGCUCUGUAAUACUGGCUGAAGCAGAUAGUGACAUGUUCAACGAGCAGCUCCCGGGAGAUGCAAGGUACACUGCACCCGAAUUUAUGUUCACUGGUGGCCGGACAGGAAUACCAAAGCCGACGAAAGAAGGAGAUGUGUACUCAUAUGGCUGCGUCGCAAUUCUGGUAUUGUCGGGAAAGGCGCCGUACUGGUGGAUUUCGAAAGAGAGUCAAGUGCUUUCAGAAAGAAAGAAAAAGGGUACAUCGCCUUUUCAUCCUACUGCCGAGAUUGAUGAAGCGCACCUGAACUUGCUGCAACAAUGCCUGUCGGCAGUUAAAUCCCGUCCUUCAAUUGAGAAGGUCCUCUACUUAGUUUUAGUCCAAAGUUUCGGUGCUGCUGAUCUGACAACCUCGGUCAAACGACUCAAUAAUGUUCACCAGAACGCCGGAGGAUUUGCAAAUGUUCAUAGGUGUAGUCUCUCUCUAAGAGACAUCGAUGCCGUUCAACUAGCGGUUUUCCGCUACCAGUCUUCUUCCAGGUCAACUUGUGUUGACGUCGCAGUCAAGGAAAUAUUUUUGAGAGGCGAUACAGACACGUUGACGAUUAUCAAUCGGUUGUCCAGAGAGAUUAAAAUAUGGUUGAAACUUAAGCACGAGAAUAUCGUUCCUCUCUGGGGAGUUGCAGAUGGCUUUGGCUUUGGCUUCCUCCCAGCACUUCUCUCACCAUGGUUAGAAAAUGGUGCGCUGAGCGGUUACCUUGAACGUGAGCACGAAAUGCUUUCUUACAACGAAAAGUUUGCACUGCUCAAGGACAUAGCUCAAGGGCUUCAGUAUCUGCAUUCGCGGUCAAUCACCCAUGGUGACUUGAGCGGCAACAACGUUCUCGUUGAUAAAGAUGGAAAAGCAAGCCUCACCGAUUUUGGUCUUUCUGCUCUCGUUCCUGAGAGAAUAAGUCAAGUAGCAUUAAAGCCAACCUGUUGCGGAGGCACCGCACACUACAUGCCACCAGAAUAUCUGGCGGUGGAUGAUGAAGGCAAUGCGUCAGCGCCGGUAUUCUCUCCGAAAAGUGAUGUAUACUCUUUCGGAGGGAUCAUGCUACAGGUAUUGGAGGGCAAGGUCCCAUACCAUUACAUCCACAACCAGUUCGCCGUAAUGAACAACAUAUCACGCGGAAUAAAACCCAGAAGGCCACCCAUAUCUGUUGUCAUUGACAGCGACUGGCAUUUCAUGCAGACCUGUUGGUCAGGAGAUAUGGAGCAUCGGCCCUCUGACGAAGACAUCCUGAAGUUUGUGGAAGGACGGACUAGAAUUCAGUCCUAGUUAAUGUUGCCUCUGCACUUGUUUUUUUUUGUCGUGUGUAGAUUAGGAAUCAUGCAUCAUGGACGUCGCCUGGAUACAAUGUCGAAAUACCAAUCGAUCGCUUCUACCACUUCUCGGUUUGAUCAACCCACAACAUUAGUAUGGUACGUU